AUGGCUUCCAGAAGCUUAGGGGAAGAUGAAAUUACGCAGUACCUCUUUGAUUAUGAGGCUAGUGAGGAUGGAUUUGAUGGUGACGAUGACAGCGUUGCGGACCCAUCUUUUAUUCCCGAUCUGGAGUCCCCCUUUGAAGAGGGACCUUUUGAAACGGUUGAAGGAUCGAGUAUCGACGGAAUUAUUGAGAACCUUGAGCACGAUGUAAGUACUUCUCAACACCUAGACACCACGGAACCUUCUCUUAAGCCAGGACCGUCGGUACGUCGUCAAAGCAAGCCUAAACUGAAUGUACGCUGGAAAAAGAAGAACCUGGAACUAAAUGACCACCAGAUCCAUUUUACGGGCGAUGAAACCUUGCCACCAGAGUUUUUAGACCUCAAUAGUCCUAUCCAGUUCUUUUUUAAACUUUUUCCCAAAGAAUUGAUUGAAGAAAUUGCCAAUCAAACUAAUCUGUAUAUUGUUCAGAAAGAUCCGAGUAUGGCUUUUCGUGUUACUGAAACUGAUAUACAACAAUUUAUCGGACUUGUAUAUAUUAUGUCGUUAGUACAUCUUCCAAGGGUAACAAAGCAUUGGAGUGGUAAUUUAGGAACACCCCUGGUACAAAAUACAAUGCCAGUUAAUAAAUUUGAAAAAAUCAGGCGUUUCAUACAUUUCAAUGAUAAUUCAAAAAAUGUUCCUCGCGAUCAUCCUAACCACGAUCGAAUUUUUAAGAUUAGACCGGUCGUAAAAAAAUUAAAUGAUAUCUGCCAAAAUGUGCCAUAUGAAAAGUAUCUUUGUAUUGAUGAGCAAAUUUGCUCUACCAAAGCAAGACACAAUUUGAAAAGAUAUAAUCCUAAAAAGCCGAAUAAAUGGGGUUACAAAAUCUAUGUCCUAAGUGGUGUAAGUGGAUUUGCAUACAAAUUUGAGCCGGAAACAGGAGCAGAAAAUAAAGUUGAGUUUACUGAGCCUGAUUUGGGUGCUGCAUCAAAUGUUGUUGUCAGACUUUCACGUGAAAUACCUCGAAAUAAAAAUUACCGCUUAUAUUUCGACAAUUAUUUUACGUCUUUGUCACUCUUGGAAUACCUGUCUAAACAAGGCAUACUAAGUCUUGGUACCAUCCGACGUAACCGAAUACCAGACUGCAAACUGCCAACGGAUAAAGAGAUCUCAAAAAAAGAACGUGGCUACUCGGUGGAGUACGUUGGUAGCGUCGAAGGAACGGAGAUAUCCACAGUCGCCUGGAAAGACAAUAAAGUUGUUACACUUGCAUCAAGUUUUGUGGGUGAGCUACCCAAGUCACAAGUCACAAGGUACGACAAGGUGAAUAAAAGAUAUAUGACCAUUGACUGCCCAAAGAUAGUUGGGGAAUAUAAUCGCCAUAUGGGCGGCGUCGAUUUGAUCGACAGCAUAAUGGGUCGAUAUAAAAUAAAACUACGAAGCAAAAGAUGGCAGGUCCGGAUGUUUUACCAUUUUUUAGAUCUUGUCAUGUCCAAUGCUUGGCUGUUAUAUAAAAGAGUACACAAAAUAAAGAACCCACAAGACAAUCUGUUAUCGUCAGCAGAUUUUCGCGAAGAGAUCGCUACGGUGCUCUGCAAAAUUGGGACAAAAGCAGUUGCAACAAGGAGAAAUAUUGAACCUGAAAUCCAGGCAAAAAAACGUAAGGGUCCAGCCCAAUAUGUCCCUCCAACAGCUGUGCGACAGGACCAAAUUGGGCACUGGCCUGUAUGGGCCGAAAAAAGGAUUCGCUGCAAGUAUCCGAACUGUGUUGGCGUAUCACAAACCAUUUGUGAAAAGUGUGGCGUAGCAUUGUGCUACAAUAAGCAGAAUAACUGCUUUAAAGCAUUUCAUACGUCCUAG
This is a messenger RNA of Melitaea cinxia (Glanville fritillary), 1839 nucleotides long. Its product is annotated as piggyBac transposable element-derived protein 3-like. The record is from RefSeq and is a predicted model, not a curated record. Lineage: Eukaryota; Metazoa; Arthropoda; Insecta; Lepidoptera; Nymphalidae. The transcript has a single exon. The coding region runs from base 1 to 1839 and encodes 612 amino acids.